AAGUGAACUCAAAUGCGCUCGUAACCUUGACUUGAUGUAAACAAAAAUGGCCGCGAUUGUCGGAGUUUUAAAAAGUGGAGUUUCAGCUAAGCAAGCAUUACAGUUAUCAAGAUGUUUUACUUAUUCUGCAUCUCGUUUCAACUAUAAAAUAAUUUCUGAUCCUGAGCCUGCAAUGGAUGCAAAAAGCUUACUAGAUCGCUCUGCACACCAUUUGUUUUUAUCAGAAAUUAUUAGAGGAAUGGGCCUCACAUUAGCUCAUAUUUUCAAGGAACCUGCUACAAUUAACUACCCUUUUGAAAAGGGUCCUUUAAGUCCCAGGUUUAGAGGAGAGCAUGCACUUCGACGGUAUCCAUCUGGAGAAGAGAGAUGUAUCGCUUGCAAGUUAUGUGAAGCUAUUUGCCCAGCACAGGCUAUAACUAUUGAAGCGGAGGAACGUGAAGAUGGUAGCCGCAGAACUACUAGAUAUGAUAUUGAUAUGACAAAAUGCAUUUACUGUGGUUUUUGUCAAGAAGCUUGUCCUGUUGAUGCUAUUGUAGAAGGUCCUAAUUUUGAAUAUUCUACAGAAACACACGAAGAACUUUUAUAUAAUAAGGAAAAGUUAUUAAAUAAUGGGGACAAGUGGGAACCUGAAAUUGCUGCAAAUAUUGAAGCUGAUUAUUUGUAUCGGUAAAAGUGAAUUCAGUUUUAAACUUCUUGUUUAAAUUAAAUAUGAAAUAGGAAACAUUAUGCUUAAAUUAUUAAAGGAUGAAUUGCUUGUAAAUAAAAAAAUAUUAGAAUCCUA
Molecule: messenger RNA, 781 nt
Organism: Uloborus diversus
Lineage: Eukaryota; Metazoa; Arthropoda; Arachnida; Araneae; Uloboridae
Gene: ND-23
Product: NADH-ubiquinone oxidoreductase subunit 8-like
Biological process (GO): mitochondrial respiratory chain complex I assembly; mitochondrial electron transport, NADH to ubiquinone
Cellular component (GO): membrane
Molecular function (GO): 4 iron, 4 sulfur cluster binding; NADH dehydrogenase activity
Source: RefSeq, a predicted model, not a curated record